AAUACAGAGCAGCAGGCUGUAUGUUGCUGACUGUGCUCCCUCCAACUUGCUCAUUUCUCUCCCCCCAUCCACGAAUGACGCUUGGGAUCAGGAUCAGCUCAGAAGACCUGGAGCUAUAACGAGGGUGUGUCCUUAUCUUUUAAAAAUCCAGAACUCACUGUGUGUAUCUCGCAGCCUGCAAGAGAUUGAAAGCAACCAGGGAGGGACCCAGUUUAGCAAAUGGAGAUCUGAGAGAGGGGGAGGGAAAACAGUCACCGAGUGAGAGAAGGAGACAGUCAGAGACAGAUCACCAAGAGGAGGGAGACUGAGAGCUGUCUCCUUGCCCAGAGCAGCCCUCCAGACUGUGCAUCUGCUAAUCAGCAGAAACACAGAGGAUUUGUUUGUCUUGGGGAGUCGAACAUCUGUCUAGCCUGCUCUUGACAACAGAUUGCUGCUUCGAGAAAGACCUGAAAAAAUGCAAACUUUUCUGAAGGGGAAGAGGGUAGGAUAUUGGCUGAGUGAAAAAAAGAUAAAGAAGCUCAAUUUCCAGGCCUUCGCUGACCUGUGCAGGAAAAGGGGAAUCGAAGUUGUUCAGCUUAAUUUAUCCAAACCUAUCGAAGACCAAGGUCCCCUCGAUGUGAUCAUCCACAAGCUUACCGAUGUCAUUCUGGAAGCCGACCAAAACGACAAGGAGUCAGUACAACUGGUGCAGAGAUUUCAGGAAUAUGUGGAAGCUCACCCUGAAACCAUCAUUUUGGACCCAUUACCUGCUAUUAGGACACUACUUGACCGCUCAAAGUCGUAUGAACUUAUUCGAAGAAUUGAGUCCUGCAUGCAAGAUGAGCGGAUAUGUUCCCCACCCUUCAUGGAACUGAUGACGGAGUGUGGAGAGGAUACGUUGAAACAUAUAGAGAAGAAUGGACUUGCCUUUCCUUUCAUUUGCAAGACCAGGGUAGCCCAUGGCACCAACUCACACGAGAUGGCCAUUGUGUUUAAUGAAGAGGGGCUACUGACAAUCCAGCCUCCAUGCGUGAUACAAAGUUUCAUUAGUCACAACGCUGUUCUCUACAAAGUGUUUGUGGUGGGCGACUCUUAUACUGUGGUAGAACGUCCUUCACUCAAAAACUUCUCCCCAGGAGCAUCCGACAGAGAGUCCAUAUUCUUUAACAGCCAUAAUGUAUCAAAGCCUGAAUCUUCCUCUGUCUUAACAGCGCUUGACAAGGUGGAAGGAGUAUUUGAACGGCCUAGUGAUGAGGUUAUUCGUUCGAUCUCUAAAGCACUACGACAAGCCCUAGGCAUCUCGCUUUUUGGAAUUGACAUUAUAAUCAACAACAAGACUGGGCAACAUGCAGUCAUUGACAUCAAUGCUUUCCCAGGAUAUGAGGGCGUUCCAGAGUUUUUCAAUGACCUCCUAAACCACAUUGCUGCUAUAUUGCAGCGUCCAGAGGUGAACGCGAACAAGCCAGAGCAGACUGCCAGCAUCCUCGGAGACCGUUUGUGCUGUGCACCUGCAGCCCGGAUAGAUCCCUGGAUUGUGGAAAGCGAGACCAAUGGUUCUGUGAAAUUACAGAGCCAGAGACUAGGUUGCAACACGUCAAUGUCCCCCAGCUUCCAGCAGCACUGUGUGGCCUCAUUGGCAACCAAGGCUUCCUCCCAAUAAAACCAUAAAUGUGAAGAAGGAUUUUUCGGGGAUAAUUAAAAGAAAUAAAUUCCAAAACGACUAUUGGGUCAGUUCCGUCUUGAUGAUGUAAUUGAAGAACUCUAGAAUUCCAAACCAAAUGGAAUUAUUGUAGGCCCGUCGGGAGAGACUUAAAGCAACAUGACAGCCAUAGUGCUACUUUUGGAUUCAGCCAGCGUUCUUAACUCAUUGGCUGCAUAUUUUGUGUCCAGUGCGUGAAGAUGAGGCUGACUUUCAAAAAAUCUUUCCACUACUGUUUAAAAUAUAACAAAAUAGUCGCCACUCCUGGGAUCUUAAAGAACUCUGCUUGUCCUCAGCAGCUGAGAGAUUGACCCACAGUCUGCACUCAGUGGUACGGUUCUUGAAUGUAAGAAAGUAUAAAUCAUAUGAAUGCAGGAAUGUUUACGACCAGAACCUAUGAAAGGUUUAUGAUUUGUUCUAAAUGAAAAAGGAAAUAUUUUUAAAAUAAGGAAUUUUUAUUCUUUAACAGAACUGAUUGGAUAUGACGCCUCUUGCAACCACUGGAUUUCUAAUGCUUGCUUUAAAAAAAAAAAAAAAAAUGUAUAUCUUCUGAAUCACCCUCUUGUAUUUGGAAUUAUUGGAGGUACUAUUGUCAGACGGCUCAAUCAGUCUUAAAUUCACUAUUCUUAAAUAAGAUAUUUUAUGGAUUAAAAACUGCUAUUCUUAAAGUAAAAGCGAGAUGAAAUUCACAUUUUAUUCCAUUUGGCCAAUUUUUAUUGUUGGGUUAUUAUCUGCUGCAAGUACACUUGUAUAACCCACUCUGAGAGUUGAGAGCUGUUAACGCAUUUCACAGACUUGUUAUCAGUGGGGUUUAACCCUUGUGCCCUAUCUUCUCAUCAGAACCGGGUGUAAUGUAAUUAAUGUUGAGUGUGCAGAUCCACCAUGAUUAUAUUAUGUUUCAGUUAUAGGUAAUUUAUUUCAUUUGAUUAUUUCAUUCGAUUUAUAUAUAUAUAUAUAAAUAUACAUACAUUCUUAAUUAUUUCACUGCCAGGAAUGACAGAUUUUGGAAUUUUG
Molecule: messenger RNA, 2692 nt
Organism: Pelobates fuscus (common spadefoot toad)
Lineage: Eukaryota; Metazoa; Chordata; Amphibia; Anura; Pelobatidae
Gene: ITPK1
Product: inositol-tetrakisphosphate 1-kinase
Exons: 11
Coding region: 455-1639 (394 amino acids)
Biological process (GO): inositol trisphosphate metabolic process
Cellular component (GO): cytoplasm
Molecular function (GO): inositol-3,4,5,6-tetrakisphosphate 1-kinase activity; ATP binding; inositol-1,3,4-trisphosphate 6-kinase activity
Source: RefSeq, a predicted model, not a curated record